AUGAUCCUCAUGUCGAACCUCAACCGAACAAAAAUAGAUUUACCUCGCGAAACCGCGUGGAUUCAAACGGGCGUUAGCCUUGGCCAGCUGUACUACGAGAUUCAGACGAAAAGCAGUGUCCACGCGUUCCCGGCAGGACUUUACCCAUCCGUGGGCUCCGGCGGCCACAUCAGUGGAGGUGGCAUCGGAACUCUAACGAGGAAAUACGGGCUCGCCUCGGAUAACGUGCUUGAUGCUCGGAUAAUAAAUGUCAACGGGACCAUACUCGACCGGAAAGGGAUGGGUGAGGACCUCUUUUGGGCCCUCCGGGGCGGCGGGGGUUCGAGUUUCGGCGUGAUUCUCGCGUGGAAGCUUCGGCUCGUGCGGGUCCCACCGGAAGUCACUGCAUUUUCGGUUCGCCGGAGGCUCGAAUUCGACAAACUGGAGAAUCUCGGCCUUCUCGAGAAAUGGCAGGGGAACGCUUAUAGAGCUCCCGACGAACUUUUCGUGAGAUUACUCGUACAGACGGCGCCCGACGAUGACUCGGGAGAGAAAAAAUUUGUUCAGGUCACGUACAACGGGCUUUUCCUCGGGCCCGCAGAAAGAUUCGUUCAUCUCGUCAACCGGACUUUCCCGGAGUUUAAUUUCACGGUCGGGGACUGUCUGAACAGGCCGGAGAAUAACAACAACGGAUGUCCCAACCGGCCGUGCGUUAAAAAGGAGUGCUUUAAGGUGUCGUGGAUUCAAUCGGUGCUGUAUUUCUCCGGGAAAAAACCCGACGACCCGCCGGAGAUUCUGCUCCAGAAGAAGGCGAACAUGUUCAAUUUUCAUAAGGGAACGUCGGAUUUCCUCAAGGCUCCCGUACCAGCAGAGGGGUGGCGGAUGGUACACGACGCAAUGUUGCGCGAGGAGCAGCCGAUGAUAAUAAUCGACCCGCUCGGAGGAAAAAUGGAUCGGAUAUCGGAAGACAAGACGCCCUUCCCACAUAGAAAGGGGAACCUUUUCAACGUGCAGUAUUUAACGUAUUGGUGGGUGAAUAAUAACGAAAGCGAGGCGAACAAGCACUUGAAAUGGAUGAGGGAUUUGCGCGAGAAAACGAAGCCUUACGUGGCUAAGUCUCCUCGGACGGCGUACAUUAACUAUAAGGACCUUGAUUUGGGGAGUAACGACGCGAACUUUAGCUAUAGCCAGGGGAAGGUGUGGGGGGAGAAGUAUUUUAAGGAUAACUUUGAGAGACUGGCGAGAGUGAAGGGGAAGGUCGACCCGAGUAAUUUCUUCAGAAACGAGCUAAGCAUUCCGGUUUUGUUGCAGUAG
Striga hermonthica is the source of this 1293-nucleotide messenger RNA. The record is from the annotation of a GenBank genome assembly. NCBI's taxonomy places the organism in Eukaryota, Viridiplantae, Streptophyta, Magnoliopsida, Lamiales, Orobanchaceae.